Messenger RNA from Amaranthus tricolor (Joseph's coat), 1615 nucleotides. Its product is annotated as pyruvate dehydrogenase E1 component subunit beta-like. Gene Ontology annotation, molecular function: pyruvate dehydrogenase (acetyl-transferring) activity. Lineage: Eukaryota; Viridiplantae; Streptophyta; Magnoliopsida; Caryophyllales; Amaranthaceae. The transcript has 4 exons. Bases 194 to 1387 code for a protein of 397 amino acids. Gene Ontology annotation, biological process: pyruvate decarboxylation to acetyl-CoA. The record is from RefSeq and is a predicted model, not a curated record.
AGUUUCAGUUUUAGCCCUCUCGUUUCUCUUACUCAAUCGAGGUGUUCGUAGGCAGUUGAUGUAGUUGUAGCUACACAUCUGUUUACAUUACUUGUCCCUCGAUCUCUCCGCCCACUCUUUUUUUCUUCCUAUAAAAUUUAUCAAUCAUCUUCUUUCCUCUUCCCAUCUCUGAAUCAGUAUCGUAUUAUUUACAAUGGCUGCUACCAUUCAGUCACUGGGCGUUUCAUCAUCUUUUUCCGCUGCCAAUUCCGUUGAUUCUAAGAGAUUCCAUGGAAGAAAAGUUGGGUUUGUGGUAGUAAGAUCCGACCUUCGUGCAAAAUGUGGUUCAAUGCCGGGUCGUUGCAGGACUGGAAAUCUGGUUACACAUGCUGCUGCUAGUCCAGCAGCAGCACCUACUGUAUCUUCUAAUGCAGGGCAUGAGGUCUUGCUCUUUGAAGCGCUCCGUGAAGGUCUUGAUGAGGAAAUGGAAAGGGAUCCCCGUGUUUGUGUCAUGGGUGAAGAUGUCGGUCACUAUGGUGGAUCUUAUAAGGUGACUAAAGGACUGGCCCCUAAGUAUGGGGAUUUAAGAGUACUUGAUACCCCAAUUGCUGAAAAUUCUUUCACAGGAAUGGGCAUUGGAGCUGCCAUGACUGGUCUAAGGCCUGUGAUUGAAGGAAUGAACAUGGGAUUCCUUCUGUUGGCAUUCAACCAAAUCUCAAACAACUGUGGUAUGCUGCAUUACACUUCUGGCGGCCAAUUUACCAUCCCUGUGGUCAUCCGUGGACCUGGUGGUGUUGGGCGGCAACUAGGUGCUGAACAUUCACAACGUCUCGAGUCUUACUUCCAGUCAAUUCCCGGAAUCCAAAUGGUUGCUUGUUCCACCCCUUACAAUGCUAAAGGAUUGAUGAAAGCCGCUAUCAGAAGUGAGAACCCUGUUAUUCUUUUCGAGCAUGUACUGCUUUACAACCUCAAGGAGAGAAUUCCCGAUGAAGAAUAUGUUCUAUCACUCGAAGAAGCAGAGAUGGUAAGGCCCGGAGAGCACGUUACCAUCUUGACCUAUUCCCGUAUGAGAUACCACGUCAUGCAGGCAGUUAAGACGUUGGUUAACAAGGGCUAUGACCCGGAGGUGAUUGAUAUCCGCUCGUUAAAACCCUUUGAUUUAUACACAAUCGGAAACUCCAUCAAGAAGACCCACAGAGUGCUGAUUGUGGAAGAGUGCAUGAGAACAGGCGGCAUUGGUGCCAGUUUGACGGCUGCUAUUAACGAGAACUUCCAUGAUUAUUUAGACGCCCCCAUCGUAUGCUUAUCAUCUCAAGAUGUUCCCACUCCUUAUGCCGGGACUUUGGAGGAAUGGACAGUGGUUCAACCUGCUCAAAUCGUUACUGCCGUUGAGCAGCUAUGCAAAUAGGGUGACAUUUAGGCUACUGCGAUUGGAAUUGUUAUGUAUCAUGUUUUUAGCAAAUUUAUGUAUUUGGAUAAUGCUGCUAUGUGUUAGCCGAGGAUGGUAUUAUGAACAACUUAUAUUUACUAUCACUUAUUAUAGUUGGAAUUUUUUAUGUUUAGUUGUCGGAAUUGUCUUUGAUGAUCGAAUUUUUCGGAAUUAUACAAUAUAUUUUGCAUUAGGGGAUUUUCUUAA